Messenger RNA from Trifolium pratense (red clover), 1296 nucleotides. RefSeq names its product F-box/LRR-repeat protein 13-like. The record is from RefSeq and is a predicted model, not a curated record. Gene Ontology annotation, molecular function: protein binding. NCBI's taxonomy places the organism in Eukaryota, Viridiplantae, Streptophyta, Magnoliopsida, Fabales, Fabaceae. Bases 1 to 1296 code for a protein of 431 amino acids. The transcript is spliced from 3 exons.
AUGAAGAGAGAAAGACAUAACGAUGAUGAAAAAGAAGAUAGACUCAGUGAUUUAUCCGAAUGUGUUCUUCUUCACAUACUCUCCUUUUUGAGCGCCAAACAAGCCGUUCAAACUUGCAUUUUGUCCAAAAGAUGGAACAAUCUUUGGAAGCUUCUUCCCACCCUUAGAUUAAGUUCUUCAAACUUCGACACUCCGGAUGGUUUCACCCAAUUUACAACUAAAAUUUUGUCUCUUCGUGAUUAUUCAACUACACUAUACUAUCUCAGAUUUAGUAGCGAGGAUUUGGUAAAUCCUCAACUAUGCAUUCUAAAUCGUGCUGUUUCACAAAAUCUACAACGGCUACGUAUCUCUCUCUUAUAUUAUAAAAUACACAUUCUUGAUUGCAUUUUUUCAUGUCACACAUUAACUUCUCUUCAACUUUAUGUUCGACAUCCUAAUGCGACAACAUUAUUUCCGAAUUCCCUAAAUUUGCCGGCAUUAACCGACUUGUCUCUACGGCGCUUUGUGUUUCGUAGUGGCAAUAAUGGUCGAGCUGAACCCUUUUCAGCACUAGAAAAAUUGAAUAGUUUGUCCAUUCAGUUUUGUAAAGUUUUAGAUGCAGAAAAUCUCAGCAUAUCUAGUGCCACACUUACCAAUUUAACUAUACAAACAAAGCAGGGACGGAAUUACGGCAAAAUUGAACUAUAUACUCCAAAUCUUUAUACAUUUGCUUAUGCUGGUAUUCCUUUUGAGAAAAUAUGUGGGAGCCAUCUUUGUUCUGUUAAACAUGUAAAUAUUGAUGCAUAUAUGCGCGUGAAUAAUGCAGAGCCUCCAUCCAAUCUACUCAGCUGGCUGAAAGAGUUUACUGGAAUCAAAUCAUUGAAAGUCACUUUAACUACUCUUGAGGUUCUCUCCUUAGUUCCUAAUUUAUUGAAGGAUAAAUUUCACUUCUUGUGUAACUUGAAGUCACUGCGAGUAAAAAAGGAAGGAAUUUCAUCUGGAUUAUCCACCACACCGAUGCUUGCCAGAUUUGCACGAUUGUGUAACCAUGUUCUCUCCUUAGUUCCUAAUUUAUUGAAGGUUAUAUUUCACUCCUUGCUUAACUUGAAGUCACUGCGAGUAAAAAAGGAUGGAAUUUCAUCUGGAUCUUCCAAUACAAUGGUAGAUGGCAAAUUCGUGCGGCUGUCUGUAAGAUGCCAAGAAGAAGUUGACAAGUUUCGAAAAGCAAUAUAUAAAGAAGGAUCUCCAGCCAUACCUGAUGAUAUAGUUGUUUUUUUGCUUCAAAACUCACCUUCAGCAAAAAGUUCAUAUCAUUAA